AUGGAGACAACCAAAGGGGGAAAGGUGAUGAACCCCACCGAUGCCUACCGGAAGGAGAUACGGAAGGAGGUCAAAUGGAUUGAGGCUUCAGGAGGUCAGGCUCUCACUUAUGGAGGAGAUGUUUCAAAAGAAGAGGAUGUGGAAUCCAUGGUCAAAACUGCAGUAGAUGCUUGGGGAUCAGUUGACAUUUUAGUUAACAAUGCAGUUGUCUGGAAUUAUACUUAUGUUUAUCUUGUCUUGUUGCAUGCAUUUUCAUAUCUUAUUAUCUUGCAAUCUUUUAUGAUGAAUACUUAUUUCACCAUGAUGGCAUUUCUCCUGCAGGCAGAAACAAAAAUUAUGAUGAAGAAGAAAAAGGUGAAUGCUAUUGUGCCGGGGUUCAUUGCAUCUGAUAUGACAGCUAAACUAGGAGAAGAUAUCGAGAAAAAGAUUUUGGAAACUAUUCCAAUGGAAAGCUAUCCUUCAUGUCUUUUUCUUGCUAUGAAGGGCUUCCCCUCUGAACGUACUACAGCAUGGACUCCAUUAAGAAAAAAUAUUAUGGCAGCAGUGGUUAUUGCCUUCUUGAAUUUGCCAAAUGUAGAUGUCAAGCUGCUUCUAAUUUAUUGA
Molecule: messenger RNA, 603 nt
Organism: Zingiber officinale
Lineage: Eukaryota; Viridiplantae; Streptophyta; Magnoliopsida; Zingiberales; Zingiberaceae
Product: 3-oxoacyl-[acyl-carrier-protein] reductase, chloroplastic-like
Exons: 7
Coding region: 1-603 (200 amino acids)
Source: RefSeq, a predicted model, not a curated record